CCCAGCCCCCGCCCUCCCGGCCGCCUGCGCCUGGCGGCGGCCCCGACACCAGCAGAGAAGCCGCGCAGCCGGCGGAAUGGAGCGGCGCCGGGGCUGAGCCGGGCGCACUCGGGCCGCCGCAUGUGCCGCGCGGGGAGCAGCUGCCGAGCGGGCGGACAGCGAACGCCAGGGGCCCCGUCGGAGCGGCCGCAGGAGCAGCGCCGGAGAUGGGAGAACAGCCCAUCUUCACCACUCGAGCGCACGUCUUCCAGAUCGACCCGAGCACCAAGAAGAACUGGGUGCCCGCGAGCAAGCAGGCCGUCACUGUUUCCUACUUCUACGAUGUCACCAGGAACAGCUAUCGAAUCAUCAGUGUUGACGGAGCCAAGGUGAUCAUAAACAGCACCAUCACCCCAAACAUGACUUUCACCAAAACCUCCCAGAAGUUCGGGCAGUGGGCGGACAGCAGAGCCAACACAGUGUUCGGUUUGGGAUUCUCCUCAGAGCAGCAGCUCACGAAGUUUGCAGAGAAAUUCCAGGAGGUAAAAGAAGCUGCCAGACUCGCCAGAGACAAGUCCCAGGAGAAAAUCGAGACCUCGAGUGAUCAUUCCCAAGAAUCUGGGCGUGAAACCCCAUCUUCCACUCAGGCAUCCAGCGUCAACGGAACGGAUGAUGAGAAGGCCUCGCAUGCUAGUCCAGCGGACACACACCUCAAGUCUGAGAAUGACAAAUUGAAGAUCGCUUUGACGCAGAGUGCUGCCAAUGUGAAGAAGUGGGAGAUUGAGCUGCAAACCCUGCGGGAGAGCAAUGCCCGGCUGACCACAGCCCUGCAGGAGUCGGCGGCCAGCGUAGAGCAAUGGAAGAGACAGUUCUCCAUCUGCAGAGAUGAGAAUGACCGGCUCCGCAGCAAGAUCGAGCAGCUGGAAGAACAGUGCAGUGAGAUAAAGAGGGGGAAGGAGAAGAACACCCAGCUGAAGAGCAGGAUUGAGGAGCUGGAGACAGAGCUACGAGAAAAGGAGGUGGAGUUGAAAGAUCUCCGAAAACAAAGUGAAAUCAUACCUCAGCUUAUGUCCGAGUGUGAAUAUGUCUCUGAGAAAUUAGAGGCAGCGGAACGAGACAAUCAAAACUUGGAAGACAAAGUGCGGUCUCUAAAGACAGACAUCGAGGAGAGCAAGUACCGACAGCGCCACCUGAAGGGGGAGUUGAAGAGCUUCCUCGAGGUUCUGGAUGGAAAGAUCGACGACCUCCAUGACUUCCGCAGAGGACUCUCCAAGUUAGGCACAGACAACUAGGCCGGGCGGGAGCCUAGGUCCUGAGGCUCAAGUGUGUGUGUGAGAUGAAGUAGGCAUAGGACAUUCUCCAUUCGUGUUGCUUCUGUAAAUGCAGGUGCAGUCUGUCUGUCUCCAGACCAGUUGUGCCGUCCACCCACUCCUCCAGAACAGUAAAUCUCUCGCUUCUCUGGCCUUGUGAGGUUGUGGACAACUGGAAGCUUCUGACUCAGGAAUCCAGAAGUUGGUCUACCUUAGCCUUUUACGCAGUCAGGGCAGGGAUGUUUAUAUCUUUUUUUAAGGGCUGUUGCAACCCUGUGAACUGGGGGGAAAGUAUUUUCUAAUCCAAGUAUCAAUAUCCUUUACAACAGGCCACUGGGCGCCUUCUAUUGCGUAGCAUUCAGGGUGUGUGACUCUCCGCAGAUUCCAGUCCAAGGGCACAUGGAGGGAGUGUCUUUUCUCAGUAUGCAUUUGGAUGCUUUAGCAGAUGUAUCUAACCUUUUGAUGUUGUGAUACAACAUCAUCAUCCCCAAAGUUCACACUCAAGGAUUGCAAAAUUGGCUUAUCCAAAAAGAAAUAAUUAUCAAAAAA
Onychomys torridus (southern grasshopper mouse) is the source of this 1838-nucleotide messenger RNA. It is a transcript of the gene Homer2, whose product is annotated as homer scaffold protein 2. NCBI's taxonomy places the organism in Eukaryota, Metazoa, Chordata, Mammalia, Rodentia, Cricetidae. Gene Ontology annotation, biological process: regulation of store-operated calcium entry; G protein-coupled glutamate receptor signaling pathway. Gene Ontology annotation, molecular function: G protein-coupled glutamate receptor binding. The transcript has 9 exons. The record is from RefSeq and is a predicted model, not a curated record. Gene Ontology annotation, cellular component: postsynaptic density; dendrite; plasma membrane. Bases 207 to 1271 code for a protein of 354 amino acids.